CGGCACCCCCUCAGUUCAUCCUGUUUCCUGGGGGAGCCCUCUUUUUCACGCCUAGACUCGCUGGAGUUCUGGCUAGGGAGGGGCAGCAGGAUUGGCUCAGGGAUGAGCUCCACCCGUACUUCCCCACUUCUCACCUGCCCAGCCUGGCCCCAGCCCGGGAGAACCCGACGGAUCUAGUACCUGACAUGACACCUGAGCGGUCCCCUGGGGUCACCUUUCGCGUUUUUCUGGGGUCUCCUAGUUUGCCUCCCCCCAGCAUUGCUCUCUCUGCCGGGAUGUUCUGCUUCCAACCCCCGGGCAAUGAGACUCUUCUCAGCUCCCCAGCCUCCAGGGCCACGGGCACCGUGUUCUUGCUGCUGGCUGCGCUGCUGGGGCUGCCCGGCAACGGCUUCGUGGUGUGGAGCCUGGCAUGCUGGCGGCCCACGCGGGGAAGGCCUCUGGCGGCUACCCUGGUGCUGCAUCUGGCGCUGGCCGACGGCGCGGUCCUGCUGCUCACCCCACUCUUCGUGGCUUUUCUGGCUGGCCAGGCUUGGCCCCUGGGUCCCACGGGCUGCAAAGCCGUGUACUACGUGUGCGGGGUCAGUAUGUACGCCAGUGUCAUGUUCACCGCCCUCCUCAGCCUGCAGCGCUGCCUGGCCGUCACCCGACCCUUCCUGGCUCCAACCCUGCGCAGCCCUUUGCUAGCCCGACGCCUGCUGCUUGGCAUUUGGCUAGCUGCCCUGCUCCUGGCGCUGCCAGCAGCGACCUACCGACAUCUGUGGCAGGACCACGUGUGUCAAUUGUGCCACCCUUCACCUGCCGUGGCCGCGGCCCAUCUGACCUUGGAAACCCUGACGGCUUUCGUGCUACCCUUCGGAUUGGUACUGGGCUGCUACGGAGUGACUCUGGCCCGGUUGCGGAAAGGGCGCUGGGGGGCCGGGAGGCAGGGCGUGCGCGCAGGCCGACUAGUGAGCGCCAUCGUGCUGGCUUUUGGCUUGCUCUGGGCUCCGUACCAUGCUGUCAAUCUGCUGCAAGCAGCCGCUGCUUUGGCACCUCCCAGUGGGUCUCUGGCGCGGCUCGGAGGGGCGGGCCAGGCAGACAAACAGUAA
Messenger RNA from Monodelphis domestica (gray short-tailed opossum), 1088 nucleotides. RefSeq names its product leukotriene B4 receptor 2 (gene LTB4R2). Gene Ontology annotation, molecular function: G protein-coupled peptide receptor activity; leukotriene B4 receptor activity. Gene Ontology annotation, cellular component: plasma membrane. The record is from RefSeq and is a predicted model, not a curated record. Lineage: Eukaryota; Metazoa; Chordata; Mammalia; Didelphimorphia; Didelphidae. Gene Ontology annotation, biological process: neuropeptide signaling pathway.